Spirodela intermedia is the source of this 824-nucleotide messenger RNA. The record is from the annotation of a GenBank genome assembly. NCBI's taxonomy places the organism in Eukaryota, Viridiplantae, Streptophyta, Magnoliopsida, Alismatales, Araceae.
AUGCCUAUUUUAAGAAUUCUAUUUUUCUAUCUCAAUAAAAAUAUUUUGCUUCAAGAAACUGAAAAAACAGCCUGCAAACUAGUUAAUUCUCCAAUUGAUCCUAAUCUCAAGUUAAGUACAGCAGAGAAAGACAUUGCUGUGGAUAAAGGGAUGUAUCAACAACUAGUAGGUAAACUGAUUUAUUUAUCACAUACACAGCCAGACAUAGAUAUGCAGUCAGCGUCAUUAGUCAGUUCAUGCACAAUACGAAACAAAUUCAUUUACAAGCAGCAUAUCAUGUUCUACACUUUCUAAAAGGAACAUCAAGAAAAGACAUUCUGUUCAAAAAACAUGACUAUCUAAUACUUAAAGUGUACAUAGAUGCAGAUUAUGCUGGAUCAAUUGUAGAUUGAUGAUCAACAUCAGGAUAUUGUACAUUUCUUGGAGGCAAUCUUAUUACUUGGAGAAGUAAGAAACAAAAUGUUGUAGCUAGAUCAGGUGCAGAAGCUGAAUUUCAUACUAUGGCACAAGGCAUUUGUGAGAUUCUAUAGGUCAAUAUCAUAUGGAAGGAUUUGAAGAUCAAUAUAGAUGGUCCAAUGAAGCUUUAUUGUGAUAAUAAAUCAGUGAUCAAUAUUACUCACAACCCUGUUCAGCAUGACAGAACUAAACACAUAGAGAUUGAUCGCCACUUCAUAAAGAAGAAGAUAGAUAGUGGACAGAUAUGUACUCUAUAUGUGCCUACAACUGACCAAAUCGCAGAUAUAUUCAUGAAGGGACUACACGGAAACAUAUUCUAUCAUCUUGUGUCCAAGAUGGGAAUGGACAGCAUCCAUUCACCAGCUUGA